Eremomyces bilateralis CBS 781.70 is the source of this 1452-nucleotide messenger RNA. Its product is annotated as DUF89-domain-containing protein. Bases 1 to 1452 code for a protein of 483 amino acids. The record is from RefSeq and is a predicted model, not a curated record. NCBI's taxonomy places the organism in Eukaryota, Fungi, Ascomycota, Dothideomycetes, Eremomycetales, Eremomycetaceae. Gene Ontology annotation, molecular function: phosphatase activity. The transcript has 6 exons. Gene Ontology annotation, biological process: DNA damage response. Gene Ontology annotation, cellular component: cytoplasm; nucleus.
AUGCAACACGAUCCACAGAUCCCGCCGUACACCACGGCCGAUAAGACGUCGUUCGCACACACAUCUGCCGAAGCCCGGUGGCCUGUGAUUCUGACGGGAGCCAUCGACGACGUUCACCGUGCAACAUGGAAGACUGACGAUGACGAGAAGCUAAAAGAAGGGAAGAAGAUCAUCGAGGAGCUGGCGAAGCUGAAAUAUGAGCUGCAGCAUAACCGGCAACUGACGCCGGUUCCGGACGAUGGGGAAGGGGAUGUCAAGUCCUAUAACGUCGAGCUCGAGAAACGAGGUUCGCCAACGUGGUUCGACGUCUCUUGGUUGUAUUCGGAAUGCUAUCUCUACAGGCGAGUCAACACAUUGUUCUCAAUGUCCAAGCACUGGAAGAGCUACGAUAUUUUCGAAAACCAGAAGAUGUCUACCUUUAAAUCAUCGCGUCCGGCUGUACUGGAGCUGGCAUCUCGAUACAAGGAUCUGAUCCAUGAGAUCAAAACCGCUAAUGAUCACGAGUCGACAAAGUCCCCCCAGGAAAUCGAAGCUGCGGAGGAGAUCCUCUUCAUGGAGAUGUGUGAGAUAUGCCUAUGGGGCAACGCAACCGACUUGUCCCUCCUCACCACCCUAUCGUACGAGGACAUCCAGAAACUCCAAGGCUCCUCAGCGCGCAAAGCCGCCGAGAAAAACAUCAUCGCGAACGACCUACCCGCCGCCUUCGCGGCGCUGAAAGCCGUGCAGAAGAACGGCCACCCGCACCGCCGCGUCGACAUCAUCCUCGACAACGCCGGCUUCGAGCUCUUCGUCGACCUCUUCCUCGCCGGCUACCUCCUCGCCUCCGGGUUGGCCACCACCGUCGUCCUUCACCCCAAGUCGAUCCCCUGGUUCGUCUCUGACGUGGUCCCGAAGGACUUCGGCGACCUGCUCGGCUUCCUCGCGGAUCCGAGGGCGUUCUACGAGACGUUGUCGGAGGACGAGAAGCAUGCGGGGAAGACGCCGGAGCCGUUGUCCGAUGGGGAUGCGGAGAACCUGGCGUUCUUAUUUGAGAGUUGGAGGGGCUUUCAUGCGGAGGGGCAGUUGGUGAUUCGGCCGAAUCGGUUCUGGACGAUGGCGGGGAGCUUCUGGCGGAUGCCGGGGACUGCGUCUGAGCUAUUUGAGGAUCUGCAGGAGAGCGAGUUGGUGGUGUACAAGGGCGAUCUCAACUACCGGAAGUUGACCGGCGAUGUGAUGUGGGAUCCGACGACACCGUUCGUCGAGGCCGUCGGACCGCUGGGAAAAGGCUCAGGCAUGAGGACCCUGGCGUUGCGAACGUGCAAGGCGGAUGUGGUGGUGGGGUUGAAGAAGGGAGAAGAUGAGCGGCUUCGGGCUACGGAGGGUGGAGGGGGAGACUCAGGUGCGCGGAAGUGGGCGUGGAGUGGAAAGUGGGCGGUGGUUCAGUUCUGCGAUGGCAAGCAGAAAGCCGCAUAA